CACAGCCGAUGCCUAGACGCUCUCUAGUGCCAGCCCUCUCACAAGCUGCCAACUGCUUCUCGUGCUGCUGUCUCUUGUGAAACAAUCCGGUUGGUUCUUCCCUUUCCUCCUGUGAAAACACGACAAUCACCGCCUCUCCUCCGCCACGACCUUUCCACCAACACCAUCCACAGGACGGGCCCGCACACAUAGCCGGCGUCCUUCCCGCGAACGGCCUGCGUCUGUCUCGCUGCACCUACGACUGCAGAACACGAAGCUCAACCACUCGUCUGCGAGCACAUCCCCACCAUCGGGCCCUGUUGGGCUUCUGACAGGUCCACUGCGCACAACUGGCCACCUCGCGCUGGCUGGCUUCCCAACAGCCAAACCCACCUCGCCAUGGGCAGCUCAGUCAAGGAUCGAGAUGGCGAGUCCAUCUCGGCAUCUGCCAUCUCGGCCUCGGUGGCCGACGACCCUCAUCGGGAGCGCAAGUCCCGCACCAGCAAGAGCGGUGACAAGCCAAGAGACAAGGAGCGGCACCGUGAGCGGUCAGACAAGGACAAGGACGGCGACGACAAGGACCGCAGCCACCGCCACAAGUCAGACCGGCCGCGCAAGCACAAGUCUCGGCGAGACCCUACCGAGGACGGCGAGGACGGCGUUUCGCAGACGUCCUCACAUCGCCGUCACCGGACAAAGGAAGAGAAACAGAGAGAGCGGGAACGCAAGACGGCGAGCAUGAGCGACCUCACGCCAGAGUCGCUGCUGGGAGGCAGCAGGAUCAGCCUGCCAUACCCGAGCUUCAGCAAGGCUCACAGCAAGGAGAAUGUGGGAUCUGUGACUGACCUCUCGGCGGCGACCCAACGCACCAAGCCUCUCACACCCGAUGCCACCGCGACGGAUCUUGGCGACAGGAAACGGUCAAAGUCGGCAGACACCACCACGACAACGCCAGAUGAGAAGAGGUCGUCGCGGAACAGCAGACCGCCUAGCCCACCCGAGACGGAUCUGUCCAAUGACAAGAGGUUCAGCAAGGCGUCGACACUGAGCCCCAAGGGUGAGCCGGGCUCAGACUCGCUGGAUAGGCCAAGGUCCAGGACGUCUGACCUGUCGCGGUCGGCAUCCAAGCGAGACGAUAGGUCGAAGCUGUCUUCCAAGUCACGAGCAUCCAGUCAAGCUACUUACGUACGAUCAUCAGCGGAUCAUCCUCCGCCUCCUCCACCGCCAUUCGGCGUCACCAUUGUAGACGAUGAAGAUUCCACUCUCAGUGAUGAUAGAACUGCUGGCGCGCGGUCCGCUGCGACGUCAGUCCUGCCGAAACGAAAUUCGUCCUCUCGUAAGUCCUCUCGGCUUGCCAAUUAUGUCGAGGUCGUGGACGAUUCUCCAGACUCCGUCCAAGACUCGUCCCCAAGAACUCCCACUGUCCACCCGGCCUUCCCACCGCCGCCUCCGCCGCCGUUCAUGGGUGGCAAGCCCAGCGCGACCCCCGAGGUAUACUACGAAGACGAACAUGACCGGCCUACUCCAACAGCGACGCCGAUGACAGACUUCGGGCCGCCUCCCCCGCCGCCACCGCCACCUCCGCUAACCAUCCAGGAGAUCCCGCGUGUGGACUAUCUCCUGCAACAUGGCGGUCUGACCCACCCUGUCUCCAAGAACUUCCUCGCCGCCAUUCCUCGGCAGAAUGGCACAAGACCUUCAAAUCCGCCGCUUGUUGGGGCGGACACGCUCUUUGCGCCGCUUUACAACAUGCUCGACCAGUACCAGGCUGUUCUCAACAAGCAGGGCUCUGUGGCAGUCGCGACUGGUCACAAGUCGGUCGCCCGACGACUGCUCGACCGCCUGGAAGACGUCUUUUCUAGAGACCUUCCUGCGGACGGAUGUUCGUGCAUCAUGUGCGAGAAAUACCCCGAUGAGCAUCGCGGGCUGGGAUGGGGCGAGGUGUUGGAAAGAGUUGGCGGACGGGUUGAGCUUCCCUCUUGGCCUCCAUUCGACUUGGCUUCCAUGACGGCGAACGCUAUCGAGGACUCAGCAGCUAUACCUCCCCGUCCAUCAUCACCCAUCAAGCUUGAUCCCGAUAUCGCCGAGGAAUUCCGCGAUCAUUAUCUUCGGCAAUCAAGAAAGGUCAAAUCCGCUGUCGACAAGUGGAUGAACAACUGCGCUGAUGCACCGGCCCCUGCACCCUCAGAGGUUGACGACGAGACCUUGUCCUUUGCCAUUCUAACAAGCUUGACCCAGGAGGAGAAGCCAUACUUUUUGGCCUUGAUCUCUGGCGCUCGCGAGCUCCAGCCUUCGGUCCGAGCACCAACACCUAUGCGCAAGCCACGGACGGAUUUCAUGGUCAAGACUGGAUUGUCCCUCCAGAGACUAUACAGACUUCCGCAACCACCACGUGACGCCGAGACUGCAGUGUACCUGGUCCGCAACCCGACGCACCACGACCUACUCUCCACCAUGACUGAUAUCAGCCCCCAAGAGUGGGAGAUUUUGAUUUCUGGCCGUUUUGAUGGGUUCCUGUGGUCUGGUGCUGACGCCGACGAACUCUUGACCCCGACCGCCGAAAAUCCCUCAAGAGGCACGACGCCAGCCAACGGCUUCUUCUCACCACCACCUUCGCGCGGGCCCAUGACUCCUGGCAGAGGCAUGCGUGGCACCCCAGGCUUUGGCGCCUCACGCAACACCACACCGUUCUCUGGCAUGUAUUCUAGGGGGACGACGCCUGCCUCCUUCGUGUCUCUCUCAUCAUCAGUCGGUCCCGGUCAGAGCCGGCAUGCCGUAUCACACGAUGAAGAAAUGGAGAUGGCUGUUCUCGCCGAAGUCGAGCGAGAGAUUUACCAGGGCAUGGAAGCGCUCGAGGACGCCUUUGAGAGACUGCACCACCGUGCCGAGAUUGUCCGCAAUGCGCUUCGCACACGAAACACUGGGUUGCUCACAAGCCAGCAGCACCGACGCGCAGGUCGCAUCGAUGUCCUGCCCCAACUCAGCGGCGAUAGCUACUCGAGCGACUACCAGCGACCGCCCUGGGCCUUGGGUGAUGAAGAUGGCAUAACGAGCGAGAGUGAUUGGGGUGGCGACGACUUUGAUCUUAAGCCGGAAGAUUCGGCCAGCAACAUUUCGAGCAACCGCCACCGUCGUCCGAAGAGACGUACUGAGCGGAGAACUCCGGCGCCAAUUGAGGAGGAUGACGAGGAGAACUAAAAUUCCGGUGCAUGGACCAGAGACGGAGGUCUGCGCACCCACUACUGCAUUGAACGGUGUUGUUGAAUUUAUGGAACCAAUCUGGCAUCAGAUCGGACUGUACCCAGAACCUGCGACAAGCGAUAUCUGGAAAGAUAACAGUUGCCAACGAACAAAAGGAAAACAUCUUUAGCUUGCAUCUAUCACUAGCAUGUCACCGGACGAUCGAAGGGGUGUCGAUGAAUGACGAAUGAAUGAAUUGAAUGAUUGCGAGAA
Molecule: messenger RNA, 3432 nt
Organism: Microdochium trichocladiopsis
Lineage: Eukaryota; Fungi; Ascomycota; Sordariomycetes; Xylariales; Microdochiaceae
Exons: 1
Coding region: 379-3177 (932 amino acids)
Cellular component (GO): nucleus
Molecular function (GO): DNA binding
Source: RefSeq, a predicted model, not a curated record